This is a messenger RNA of Necator americanus (New World hookworm), 1221 nucleotides long. RefSeq lists its product as uncharacterized. The coding region runs from base 1 to 1221 and encodes 406 amino acids. Gene Ontology annotation, biological process: Rho protein signal transduction; adenylate cyclase-modulating G protein-coupled receptor signaling pathway. The record is from RefSeq and is a predicted model, not a curated record. Gene Ontology annotation, molecular function: guanyl nucleotide binding; D5 dopamine receptor binding; GTPase activity. The transcript is spliced from 10 exons. NCBI's taxonomy places the organism in Eukaryota, Metazoa, Nematoda, Chromadorea, Rhabditida, Ancylostomatidae. Gene Ontology annotation, cellular component: brush border membrane; heterotrimeric G-protein complex.
AUGGGUAGUCUCACAUCAAAAUGUUGUUCAAAGCAACAGUCUGCACAGACGACCAAGGAAAGAGAAGUUUUUCGUUUUUUCAUGGUGGGAACAGGAGCAGCCGGAAAAACUACAGUCGUGCGCCAACUGAAGUGUUUAUGCAAGGAAAAACCAAAGAAUUAUAAAGCUUACGACAAGGACUGGAAUCAAAUUCCAAUAGAAAAUAUCUUCUCCGAAGAAGAAAUGACGCAGUUCCGAAAAAUUAUUCGCAGCAACAUAACAACAGCUGUCUACAACCUAAUACAACAAACAGCACAAUGGGGGCAUAUCUGCGCAGCAGACAAAAAUGCGCAAAAGAUUGUGCAAAUAGUGGAGAAAGCUGAACUGGAAGAAAGUUGCACAUUCAACAUGAAUAUUCAAUCAUCACUUGGAGCCGACCUUAUGGAAGUUUUAAAGGACCCUAAUAUUGCCGAGACACUUAGACAGCACGAUAAAAUGUCCCGAAAAUGGCACCUUGAGGAUGGAACUCUCUACUUUCUUUGCGAAGAACACAUACAGCGCUUGUUUGAUGACACUUCCGAACUCACAACGACUGACAUCGUACAUUCAAGAUAUCCCACAACUGACGUUCAAGACUUCCGAUUCAGCAUUAGCAGGAUGAACAUCCAGAUACACGAUAUGGGUGGACAACCAACAGAGCUGAUGAAGAUGCCCGAAUUUAUCAACCCUUGGGUAGCCCAAGACCGAGAGGGUUAUAGAAAUUUUGUGUUGUUCGUGACUUCGAUGACUGACUUCAAUGUGCCAGACGAAGAAGAACCUACUAGAACAGCCAUGGAGCGAAGCAUAAAAGUUCUCGAGUUGAUUCUAAACGAAGAUGCAGUGCAGAGUUGCGGGCUGCUGAUCUUUUUCAACAAAAAGGAUAGGUUUGAUGACAUUGUAUCAACCCUCCAGAGGACAGAAGAAGGCCGCAGUGAAAUAGAAAAGUUCCUGGGAGACAAUAUGAAGAAAGAGGCUAAAACGAGACUGAAUACCGGAAACUGUCCCGUGGGGAUACUAGGAAAGGCGCUGCAAGACAAAUUCGAUGAGGUCAUAAGAGUGAAACGAAAGGGAGCAAAUGAAAAGGGAGUUUACAUGAGAUUCACACAAGCUGUAGAUUCCAGUAUUAUGGCAGACAUCUUCAACAUUGUCAAAAACCAAAUUAUAGACAAUCUUAUCAGCAAAGGAAUCUUCAUAAGUGUGUGA